Messenger RNA from Phanerochaete carnosa HHB-10118-sp, 729 nucleotides. RefSeq lists its product as uncharacterized. The transcript is spliced from 7 exons. NCBI's taxonomy places the organism in Eukaryota, Fungi, Basidiomycota, Agaricomycetes, Polyporales, Phanerochaetaceae. Gene Ontology annotation, molecular function: protein binding. Gene Ontology annotation, biological process: cytoplasmic translation. The record is from RefSeq and is a predicted model, not a curated record. Bases 1 to 729 code for a protein of 242 amino acids.
AUGGCUUCAGAGAUUCUGGCAGAAGAAUUCGAGGUCCUCGAGUCGAUAUAUCCCACAGAACUCUCUAAAAUAUCCGAAAAUGAGGUUCGCAUAGAGGUCGAGCCAGAAGAAGUGGAAGAAGGCAUAGAACCUGUGAAACUGACCCUCGAUGUCCGAUAUCCUGAUAACUACCCAGACACACUGCCAGAGCUCUCUCUAGAACCUCUAGAAGGCGAAGUAGAUGACAGUGAGAUUGAGCAUCUCAUCUCAGAGCUCCACAAAGUGGGAGAAGAGAAUCUGGGCAUGGCCAUGACUUUUACAUUAGUAUCCCACCUACGUGAACAGCUUGUUGCAUUGGUCCGUGAUAGAUCUGAAAGACAACGGAAAGAAGAGAUGGAGAAGGAACGACUGGCUCUCGAAGUCGAGGAAGCAAAAACACGCGGUACAGCGGUCACUCACGACUCCUUCUCUGCUUGGAAAGCGAAGUUUGAUAAGGAGGCGGCCGAGAAGAAAGCUCGUGAGGACGAGGAGAAGAUGAAGGGAAUGAUCCCUAAGGAGCGAGAAGAGUAUAAGAAGCUUGCCACCAGGCUGACCGGCCGUCAGCUCUUCGAGCGUAACCGGGACCUUGCUGCUUCGGACGACAAUCUCGUCGAAGAAGGAACGGUCUCUAUCGAUGCCAGCCAGUAUGAGAGAGAAACCAGGGAAGAGGAGGAAGAUGAGAAUCAAGUCACUUUCAGCGAUAGCGAGUAA